This is a messenger RNA of Frieseomelitta varia, 7229 nucleotides long. RefSeq names its product TGF-beta receptor type-1 (gene babo). Gene Ontology annotation, molecular function: activin binding; activin receptor activity, type I; ATP binding. The transcript has 8 exons. The coding region runs from base 1056 to 2582 and encodes 508 amino acids. Gene Ontology annotation, biological process: activin receptor signaling pathway; protein phosphorylation; cellular response to growth factor stimulus. NCBI's taxonomy places the organism in Eukaryota, Metazoa, Arthropoda, Insecta, Hymenoptera, Apidae. The record is from RefSeq and is a predicted model, not a curated record. Gene Ontology annotation, cellular component: activin receptor complex; plasma membrane.
AGCAGUAGCAGCAGCACGAGUCGCUCUGCGUCUCGCCGUGGAAAUUCGCGAGUGGAAGUCCGCGUGACAGUACUCUCCAGAGGUUACGUUAACAGGCCGGACGAUGAUGUCAAAGUGCUGGUGCCGCGUGAUCCGCGCGAGAUCGAACCAUUCGUCCAAGUGUCAGUGAAUCAUUACCGUUCGCUGUUGCUUUUCUCCUUGUCGGUGCGAGGCCUCUCUUUUUGUUGGCCAACAGGGAUAAUAGGCCGGGCCUAUCAGCACAGUAGGAAAAUGGCGGCUCGCCUUGCGCGGCGUAGACGACGAGGGGCAACGAGGCUCUUUGCGUGAAACGACCGAGUUCACGCACGCGAGCAAGGGAGAAGAAAAAAAAAAGAAAGGGAAAAGCGAUCUUUCGUUUCCUUCGUUUCGAUCGUUUGCGGUGUAAAGUGCACGACGUAGUUGGUGUUCGAUUGUCCGGCGCGGUAAACGAAAAACGCAAGAGAAAGAGAGAGAGAAAGAAAGAAAAGAGAGAGAGAGAGAGAGAGUGUGUGUGUGUGUGUGUGUGUGUGUGUGAGAGAGAGAGAGAGAGUGAGAGAGUGAGGCGCAGAGAGAAAAAGGAGGGACCUCGUUAGCGCGAAUACCAUGAGUUACGAGAUGAGAGCGGGACGUGGAGAGAAACGAAGGAAAAACAACACGAAAAUCGAGUAACGAAGAACCACUGUGCUCCGUUCCGUUUGUGCACGCGUGUGCGCUCGCAUGAGAGCGAGAGGCGAUCAACGGUGACAAGUGUUCCGUCGACGGGGAACUUCGCCUUAGCUCCCACGUCGACACAAGAAGAUGAUAUUCCGGGCAUCGAGAUACCGCCGUGGCUACGUCGAUCGCGAUCCUCGUGUCGCCGUUUGCUGUCGUCGCCAUUGAGCUACGGCCGCUUUCGCGAAAAUCUCCUCCUUUUUCGCGAGAGAGGAUUGCGAAGGCCGUGCGUGGACGACGAGGACAACGACGAGUACGACGGCGACGACGACGACAACAGCAAUAACAACAACACGACAACGAUCACGAGGAUAACUCGAGCGAAGAUGAGAGGCGCGUACGACGGCGGCAUAGCGAGCUUUCUCGCUCUGGCGCUCCUCUGUUUAUUCCACACGUCAUGCUUUGUGGACGGACUGUUGAAGUGUUAUUGCGACAUUUGCCAGGAAACUAAUCACACGUGCGAAACCGAUGGCUACUGUUUCGCCAGCACCAGCUUGGAGAACGACAUGAAAACGUAUGCCUGGAGGUGUUACGAUAAGGUGCACUUCUUCCCGGCGCCCGAGUACUCGGUAUGGUGCGAAGCGAAUAGCACGCUGUACAGUCCAGGUGGCGUGGAAUACGUGGUCGACUGCUGCGACCAUUUCGACUUCUGCAAUCGCAACCUAACGCCCUCUUUUCCUCCGAGAGUGCGGUCGGAUGGCGACGACGCGGCGUGGGUCACUUGGAAAAUGGCGUUGAUGAUAGCAAUGCCGAUAUGCGUGAUCUGCGUGGUGGUGAUGGUGAUUUAUCACGUGCGCAAGACCCCAGAAAGGCCCGGAAACAGUGAUGACUCGCAGGAGGCACCGGAUCGACCCAUCCUCGGCGGCGUUACCAUUAGGGACAUGCUGGAGAUGACCACCAGCGGCAGUGGCUCAGUAGGCCUGCCACUUCUGGUACAGCGGAGCAUAGCCCGCCAGAUUCAGCUGGUGGAAACGAUCGGAAAGGGUCGCUUCGGCGAGGUCUGGCGUGGCCGUUGGAGGGGCGAGAACGUCGCCGUGAAGAUCUUCAGCUCGCGCGAGGAGAGAUCUUGGUUCAGGGAGGCAGAGAUUUAUCAGACGGUGAUGCUCAGGCACGACAACAUCCUGGGGUUCAUCGCUGCUGAUAACAAAGAUAAUGGCACGUGGACCCAGCUGUGGCUGAUCACCGAUUACCACGAGAAGGGCUCGCUGUUCGAUUAUCUGAACAGAUCGACCGUGGACACGAACGGUAUGAUCAGGAUGGCCCUGUCGAUCGCCACCGGGCUGGCGCAUCUUCACAUGGAGAUCGUCGGCACGCAGGGGAAGCCGGCCAUCGCUCACAGGGAUCUCAAGUCGAAGAAUAUCCUCGUGAAGACGAAUGGUACAUGCGCGAUCGGCGAUCUCGGAUUGGCCGUCAGGCAUGACGUAAUAACAGACACCGUCGAUAUCCAGCUGAAUAAUCGGGUCGGCACUAAGCGGUACAUGGCGCCCGAGGUUCUCGAAGAGACGAUAAACAUGAACCACUUUGAUUCCUUCAAGAGGGCUGACGUGUACGCUCUCGGGCUGAUCCUCUGGGAGAUCGCGAGGCGGUGCAACGUUGGCGGAAUUCACGACGAAUAUCAGCUGCCGUUUUACGACUUGGUGCCUUCUGAUCCGACGAUCGAGGAGAUGCGUAAAGUUGUGUGCACCGACAGACAGAGGCCAUCGAUACCGAAUCGGUGGCAGUCGAUCGAGGCAUUGCAAGUGAUGUCGAAGGUCAUGAAGGAGUGUUGGUAUCACAACGCGGCAGCUAGACUGACCGCGCUUAGGAUUAAAAAAUCCCUCGCGAAUUACGGCGCGAUGGAGGACUUGAAGUGAAAUGAGGCGGUCCGGCGGCCGAUCGUCGAGACGGCCGGAGAAACGGAAGUGCUCGAAACACACGCAUGGACACUCACGUUAACUGUAACACUUUUAUCGCAAUAAAACUUUUCAAGUGCCGUGUUACUGCGCGCGAGAGAGAAAGAAAGAAAGAGAGCGAGCGAGAACGUGAGAGAGAGCGAGAGAAAGAGCGAAAGAGAGAGAGAGAGAGAGAGAAAGGGAUAAGACGCUCGGUCGAAAGUGAGAAAUUCUAAUAGCUGAAGCAGAGAGCCUAACGAAAGACUGGUUAAAAGAAAAAAAAGAAAAAAGAAAAAAAAAUGAAAAAAAAAGAAAAGAAAUAAAUAAAAUCGAGACGACGUUCCUUUAAUAAUCGCGUUGACUUUGGUCGAGUCGCAACCCUAAUUUCCGAGUAUCAGCUUGUACGUACGAGGUGGCAGAAGAGAGGUCGUAAUCGAACAAGGAUUACGUUAUUUUUUUUCUUUUUUUUUUUUGGUAAAGAGAUAGAAACAGGAGAAAGAAGCACAUUAGCGAACGACGAGUGACAGAAACAGGGACAGGGUCGACGAAGAACGUCCAAAAUAAUAAUGAAAUAUCGGGUAGAGUGGAGGGUAUUUGUUCGCUGAUGAUCGAUCGAUCGAUCGAUCAGACAAAAUGGGGAUGUGUUAUGAACACGGCGACACGUGUUUGGUUAAUCGAAUUACGAUUAAUAAUCGUGCCUGAUCACGCGUCACACACACACCUCUGCUGUAUAUUUAUUAAUAGUAACAAUAAGAUAGUGACGUAUAUAAAUUUAUUAUAUAGCGACGUUUAUUGAGUAAUAUUAAUGAAUAUUAAAUAAAUUUGUAUAUUAAUAUAUACACACGUAUAAUUAUGUAUAUUCGUUGUCGGGCGAUCCGAUUCGAUUAACCGAACUGAUUUCGUUAUCGACUAUAGUUUGCAACUGGAUAGUCAUACUUCAGCGAGACGAUUAAACAAAUGAAUUGUCGCGUUCGUUCGAUCGAUCGACGAUGAUUCCCAAAAGAGAAAGAGAAAGAGAGAGAUGGACUUUCCUCGUCACGCGUAUUUUCGUAUUUGCGUUAUGGUUGAAACAACUUCAGGUGAAGAUAUAAUGCGCCUCCGCGUCACCAAUUUGAUACGUUUUUUCUGCCUUUAUUCCUCGUCUUUCUUUUCUUUUCUAAAUUCACGCAUAACCAAAUUCACAUCGAUUCGUUCGCCAACAUUUACCGGUGCGUGCAUAGACUGGGUUCCUCGCGUUUCCUUUCCUUUUACAGAAGCAUGUAUCACACACAUUGUAUCACAAGAGAGAUACAUCCAACAUAUCCUUGUUUUCUCGUUCUCGCGAUUAGACAGAGUCGAGCAUUCGCCUCGAUUCUGCACGUGUAUACAGGGUAGUUAGAGAGAAAGAGAGAGAGAAAGAGAGAGAGAGAGAGCGCCAAGCAAUUUAUGGUUAUCGAGAAUAGAAAUCGACUAAACACAUAUAGUUCAAGUAUACGCGAUUCUGUUUGUCAUUGUAAAACGAACUAUCACCAACACGAAUGUUAAACGAAAAAAGAAAAGAAGACAAAAAAAAUUGCAUUCUUUCUUUUUGGAAUUUCUUACGUUCUCUUUUAUUCAGUCGAGACAAGCAUCCGAUAUUUUUUUUUUCUUUUUGUUCGUACGCUCUUCGUUUUCAAAACGCCAACUUUUCAAUUUCUUUUCUCGAAGAUUUUCACAACGAAUAGCCUUUUUCUUUCUUCGCAGCACGAUUCUCGGUUUGGUUCGUUAACCCGUAUGUUAUCAUACACACGCAUACAUCCUACACAGAGGCACACAGACCGGGUACACACGUACACGUAUCCUUAGCGUUAGGCAUACCCAGAUGUUUUGCUCAAGACGAAAUAUUUUUGCGUAUUUAAUCGAGAUAUACGCGAGCUGAAGGCGGUGCGUCACGAUACGCGGGACUUUCGAAGCGUGUUUCCUUUGUAACACAGGAAGGCUGAAAUUGAAGGGUGCUAAGCUUAAGAAUGAAUGUACCGUUUGCGUGUGAAAGGGACAGACUGAGCAAUUGAACGAACGGAAGACAGAGAAUGGACGAGGCAGAGACUGCGAGCCCACUGACUGAAGAAAGCUAGCGAGCAAGAGAGUUUCGAAAGGAGAGAACCAAAGAGAGUGAGAAACGUGAGCGAAUUGAUAAAGGGGGGAGGGGGAGAGAAAAAGGAAGAAGGAAACGUAAACAAAGAGAAACAUUCGAGAGAAGCUAUAUUUUCGUGAAUUUUUUCAUGGAUCGAUGAGAAAGGGAAACGAAGAAAGAGAGAGAAAAAUGAAUGAAAGAAAGAAACGAAAGAGAGUGAGAGAAACAACUGAGAACGAUGCCGAUGCUUAAUGCGAAAAGCUUCAACUACGAACGCGUGUCCUCAUCAGAAUGUUCUUCAUUGUCGUUCCGACUUUUUCACCAGUGAUAUUUUAUACAUUUUCUUUGAAUUCGAGGAGCGUAAUGAACGAAUAUUCGCGACUGUAACGCGCGUUUUUAUGCGUCGCGGGGAAGCGAGUGAUCGGCAUGCGAGUACGCGUACGAGUAUGUCUCUCUGCGAAGCUAAACGAAGUGUUUGGGUUAGGUCCCAAGGAACAAGGUUCGUCGAAUGAAAAGAAACCCUAAUCAAGAGCGUUGAACUUUCUGCGACGAAGCUGCGUGGGCACAAUGUCGUCGCGGAUGAGAAAUAGAAUAACAAACGGAACCUGAGAAGAAUGAACGUCGAAGAAACUGAUAGAAAUGAUAGAAAACUAGAUCGCGUGUAAGAGGAAAUCGAGAAAAAGAGAGAGAGAAAGAGAGAGAGAGAGAGAGAGAGAGAGAGAGAGAGAAAGAAAGGGAAAAGAAAUCGAAUCACUGUCAUCCAAUAGUCAGCGUGAAAAGUCCACGAUUAACUUGCGAUUAAUUAUCGUAUAUAAAGGGACGGAGGGUCCUUCAAACACACACAUAACUAUGUAUUUUUGUAUUGUUUUUUUACCAACCACGUCCCCGAACGGCGGGAACGUCCAACCGGUUUUUCUCUUCCGUUUUCUAAAAGGAACUUUUUCAACCUUUUCGAAACCCAAGCUGCCGCGCGAGCCUUUCACCGGAGAGAAGGUAAAGGAAGGAACGAUAUACUUGUCUAAGGAGAAGCUAACUAUCUAAAUUAAAAAAAAAAAAAAGAGAAAACAUAAACAAGUCGUAUCGCCAAUAAGUAUCUCGUUAAUAAAGUUAACAGAAUUCCUUUCUCCUCGUUUUCAAGCGUCACCGACCGGAGACGCGUUUACACACGUCGCGACAUCGCGGACGCUGCAAUUUCAAAAGACUGAACGAUCUAACAAUGUUCGAUCAUAGUAGGUAAACGAUUUUAUGUAAAAAAAAAAAAAAAAAAAAAAAAAAAAAAAAAAAAAAAAAAGGACAAAAAAAAAAAAAAAAAAAAAGAAGAAGAAGAAAAAAAAAAGGACGAAUAAAAUAGCCGCCGACUGCAAACCGAGUCUCGCGCGGCUCUUCUUUUUCUUUUUCAAACGAACGAGUGCUUCUUCGUCCGUGGAAACGCUUCGUUCGUUCCGCCGGGCGUUCUUCUCGUACACAUUCCUAUUACGACGUAGGUUAAUUUACGAUACUAUAAAUAAUAAACGAUACAUAGAGUUACUCGUGCGUCGAUGCAGUUCCAUCGGCGAGUUCGUGCGUUUUCUUUUUUCUUUUUUUUUCUUUUUUUUUUUUUCGAAAUGAACCGCCUCGCCCGUGGAACUUCUCUCGUCGACGAUGAAACGCGGUCCCGCAGGUGUUUCCAUAUUGCUAGUACAAUUUUGUGCCAAUAACAGAUGUCGAAUGUUAACUAAAGUGAGAGUGAGAGUGUGAGAGAAAGAGAGAGAGAGAGAGAGAAAGGAUACCAGUUACAAUAUAAUGUAAUUACAGAGCGUGCGCGCUCUUACGCAAGUACAUACACACACAGGUUCGUUCGAGAAAAAAUAUCUUCGAUUUUUUACUUGUUCGAGUCGCUCAAGUUACAGUCAGUUUUGCCAAGUGCUUUUCCUUACUCCACCCACCACUCCAACGCGUUUUAUACGAAGUGUUACUCUAGACAAGUCUAGAAGAGACUUUUUUUUUUAUCGAGAAUAUCGCGCCAAACUUUUUUAUAUAGCGUACGACAUCCACGCGUGGAAACAAACGAGAGAUGUUCAACAGCACAGACAAGUUGACCAGCGAGCUACGAGUCUCAAUUUCUCUCGAUUGACAAUUUUUAUUAACGUAAAAAUCGACUGGUACAAUAUACGUAACUAUACUCUUUAAGCAGUGUUAUAUAUAAUAUAGGGUAGACGAAGAUGCCUUAUAACUCUAAACGAAGUCAUUUUCAAAUCUCUUUUUUUUUUUUUUUUUGUUCUCUCAUUCGGAGCAUUUGUCGAACCAUUCAAGACCAAGUGCAACGAGAAUAUAAUUGAACACGUUAAGCGUCUCUAGGGAUCGGCCACAGCAUUUGGAGAUUAAAUUUUGAUUGUGAGAUUAAGCAUUUCGUAUCGGUUUUCGUUCAAUCAAAGCUUUCAGGAAAGGAAUAUGAUAUUUGAACAAAAAUAUUAAUGUAUUUUAUUAAAAGAAUAUAAACAAGGCUCGGCAAAAUUAAAUCGCUUGAUGCAGCACUUUUCGAUUCUAUUAGCAUUUUC